This is a messenger RNA of Cordyceps militaris CM01, 876 nucleotides long. RefSeq names its product thiol methyltransferase 1, putative. Gene Ontology annotation, molecular function: S-adenosylmethionine-dependent methyltransferase activity. The transcript is spliced from 2 exons. The record is from RefSeq and is a predicted model, not a curated record. NCBI's taxonomy places the organism in Eukaryota, Fungi, Ascomycota, Sordariomycetes, Hypocreales, Cordycipitaceae. The coding region runs from base 1 to 876 and encodes 291 amino acids.
AUGGCCGCUCCAGACACCUCCAACCCCAACAUUCUCCGCGACACGUUUGCCAUUGCCGGCCACGCUUCCGAAGACCAGAAAACCGCCUGGGACAACCUCUACAAACACGACUUCCAUCCCUGGGACCGCGGCGGUCCGUCCCUCGCCCUCGCCGACCUACUUUCCCUGCGCCCCGACUUGGUGGUCCCCGCCCAAGACGUGGACCGCCGUGGCAAACCCCUCCGCGACGAAACCGGCGCUGUUGUUCGUCGUACAGCGCUCGUGCCCGGCUGCGGCCGCGGCCACGACGUGCUCCUGCUCAAGACCUUUGGGUACAAUGUUGUCGGCUUGGACUGUAGCGCCGAUGGCAUUCGUCGCGCAAAGGAGAACAUCGCGGCGCUCGAGGCCACGCCUGGCGGCAUCAAGCCGCAGGGCGAUAUGCAGAUUGGACAAGAAUCGUGGGCCGUCGCCGACUUCUUUGCGCAGGAUUGGGCCAAGGGUUUGGGUACUGAUGGCACCGGCAAGUUUGAUCUGAUCUACGACUAUACGUUUCUUUGCGCCUUGCCCCCAAAGCUCCGUCCGCAAUGGUCCAAGCGCAUGUCUGAACUUCUUUCUCAUGAUGGCCGACUCGUGUGUUUGGAAUUUCCCUCGGGGAAGCCUCUCUCUGACCAAGGGCCGCCCUGGGGCCUCAACCCGGAGGUCUAUGAAGAGCUACUGUCGCACCCCGGACACGAGCUGAGCUACAACGACGAUGGUACUGUCAUUGAGACGCACGAUUUGAAGCCUACUGAUGGUGCGCUACAUCGAAUAAGCCUCAUCAAGCCAGAGCGCACCCAUAAAGCCGGCAUGAACGAGGACGGCUCGGUGCGCGAUUUCAUUUCGGUUUGGAGUCUGUAG